AUGUUGAAAAGAACUCACGAAAACGAAUACGAUCCAUCUACCAAGAAAAUCAAGCACAAAAAAGGAGUUUGUUUUGCAUCAAAAAAAUUAUUAGAAGAUAAAACUUUUAUAUUGGAAGCGCUCAAAUAUGACCCAGACACUCUCAAGAUUGUUGAAAAAGACAUCGUUGAUUCAGAAAUUCUUCGACAAGCAGCUCAAUAUCCUUUCAAUAUCUCAAUUGAAGCAUUUCCUGCAUUUGAUGAACUGACGAAUGACAAGAAAUUUAUAUUGACGAUCGUAAAGAGAGCCGGAUAUGUAUUAAAGUAUGCUUCUUUGGAGGUGCGAAAUGAUAGAGAUCGAGAAAUUGUUCAAGAAGCUCUUAAACAAAAUGCUAUAGCAUUUUCUUUGGCGUCUACAUCAUUGAAAAAAGAUAGAGAGCUGGUUUUAGAGGCUGUUAAAUAUAACACUUCUGUAUUUAAGUACACUUCUCCAGAAUUGAAAAAUGAUAAGGAGUUUGUGUUGAAAAUCGUUCAUCAAAACGGUGAAACAUUGCAAUUCGCUUCACAACAGUUGAGAGAAGAUCCAGAGAUUUUGUUAAAAGCUGUCGAGCAAAACGCCUCUAUAAUAGGUAUCUCUCCAGCCGCUGAAUUUGAUCGAAUGCAAUUACUCAACUUGUAUGUUGGAUACGAUGCUAGUGAUGGAAUACCUGAAAGGCUCAAAAAAGACUACAAGUUUUUAUUAGAGUUAUCGAAAUAUAACGGCUACGCUUUGAAAUUUUUGCCACAAGAAUUCAAAAACAAUCGACCAUUUGUUCUGGAAUUAAUUCAAAGAGACGGCUGUGCCUUGCAAUAUGCUUCAGAAGCACUAAGAAAUGAUAGAGAUCUUGUAUUAGAAGCAGUUAGAAAUGAUGGUGAAGCAUUGAUUAAUGUUGAAAAUAUGUUCAAGAAUGAUCGAGAAAUUGUAUUAAUAGCCAUCAAACAACAAGGUGAAUUAUUGCAUUAUGCAUCAUCCGAACUACAAGCUGACAGAGAAAUAGCUUUGGAAGCUGUUAAGAAUAACCCUGAAGCCAUUCGCUUUGUUUCUAUUGAUGCUGAUUUUUUCAAAGAGAUUGCAUUACAAGUCGUUACAAAAUAUCCAUAUUGUAUACAACACAUUCCUGAACAACUCACAAGAGAUAGGCAAUUCAUAUGGGAAGCUCUUAAUCGCAACAUUGAAGUAUUUGAUUUCAUAGAGAGCUACUCAGUAUUCAAAGACACUGAAUUUUUCUUUCGAGUAUUGGAUUUAGAAGUUGGGGUCAUGGGUGCCCUGAAUCAAGACCGAUUAAUCGAUAAGGAAUUUAUUUUGAAAUGUGUCAAGAAAAAUGGUUAUGCAUUGAGCUAUGCUGGUUUAUUAUUGCAAUUUGAUAAUGAUCUUAUAAUGGAGGCAAUGAAACAAAACGGUUAUGUCGAUUUUUACGACGAUGAAUGGUACAAGAAGCGAAUGGAAUAUUGUUACAAUGGCUGCUUUAUUCCAUAA
This is a messenger RNA of Naegleria fowleri, 1494 nucleotides long. RefSeq lists its product as uncharacterized. NCBI's taxonomy places the organism in Eukaryota, Heterolobosea, Eutetramitea, Acrasida, Naegleriidae. The transcript has 2 exons. Bases 1 to 1494 code for a protein of 497 amino acids. The record is from RefSeq and is a predicted model, not a curated record.